CCAUUUGUAGUAAAGAGCGCAGCGUGAGCGCAAAGAGCAAGAGAAUUUAUACAGAGAGAGGCCGGAGACAGAAAUGGGAGGCUGGGCUAUUGCUGUGCAUGGUGGCGCUGGUGUAGACCCUAAUCUCCCUACACACAGACAGGAGGAGGCCAAGAAACUCCUCACUCGCUGUCUCGACAUCGGCAUCUCUGCCCUCCGAUCUAAUCUCCCAGCUAUUGAUGUCGUCGAGCUCGUCGUAAAAGAAUUGGAAACGGAUCCUCUGUUCAAUUCCGGCCGUGGAUCUGCCCUCACCGCGAAAGGAACGGCGGAGAUGGAAGCCAGCAUUAUGGACGGGCCCAAGAGAAGAUGCGGCGCCGUAUCCGGUGUAACCACCGUGAAGAACCCCAUCUCUCUUGCCCGCCUCGUCAUGGACAAAUCCCCGCAUUCCUACCUGGCCUUCUCUGGGGCAGAAGAAUUCGCCAGGCAACAGGGUGUUGAAACGGUGGAAAAUGACUAUUUUAUUACUGAAGAAAACGUGGGGAUGCUUAAAUUAGCGAAAGAAGCGAAUUCAAUUCUGUUUGAUUACCGUGUCCCAAUUGAGAGCUGUAGUGCCGGCGCCGCCGCCACGGACAGUCCUCUCCAGAUGAACGGACUCCCCAUCAGUAUCUACGCGCCGGAGACAGUUGGGUGCGUGGCGGUGGACAGUCAGGGCCAGUGUGCGGCGGCGACGUCCACCGGAGGGCUGAUGAACAAGAUGACCGGUAGGAUUGGUGACUCACCAAUCAUAGGUGCCGGAACCUACGCGUGUGAUUUGUGUGGAGUAUCCUGCACUGGAGAGGGUGAGGCGAUCAUACGUGGGACCCUGGCGAGGGAAGUGGCGGCGGUGAUGGAGUACAAAGGAUUGAAUCUCCAACAGGCAGUGGAUUUCGUGAUAAACGAAAGGCUGGACCAAGGGUUUGCCGGACUGAUUGCGGUGUCGAAGAACGGGGAGGUGGCUUGUAGGUUUAAUACGAACGGGAUGUUCAGGGGGUGUGCUACUGAGGAUGGGUUCAUGAAGGUCGGAAUCUGGAAUUAGGCAUUAUGAUGAGAGCAAUCUUGGUUUAGCAGCAAAUUAACAAUAAUAGAAAAGAGGGUUAAUAUUAGCAGUUAUGCAGGGCUUAAUGCACCUUCUGUGUUUGUCCUAUUCAAUAUGAGUCAGGCUGAAGCAGCAUGUAUUAGAAAUCGCUAAUAAUAAAAUAGGACUUUCGUUUAAUUCCAA
Messenger RNA from Rubroshorea leprosula, 1237 nucleotides. Lineage: Eukaryota; Viridiplantae; Streptophyta; Magnoliopsida; Malvales; Dipterocarpaceae. The record is from the annotation of a GenBank genome assembly.